Molecule: messenger RNA, 5402 nt
Organism: Phyllotreta striolata
Lineage: Eukaryota; Metazoa; Arthropoda; Insecta; Coleoptera; Chrysomelidae
Source: the annotation of a GenBank genome assembly
AUGAGCAACUUCUCUUCGACGCCUUUGACUGAAAAGUAUUCCUACACGUUGGUUAAUAAUGGGGAACGCGACCGUGACAUUGCUGUUCUACGAACAGGCACAAUGGGGGAGAAACUGGACAAGUUCCUUCUGCUUAUGUGGAAGAAUUGGCUCCUCCAGUACCGCAAGCCCGUCCAAACCAUCGUGGAAAUCAUCGCGCCAGUAUUAUUUUCCAUACUACUAGUAGUGAUAAGAAGUUUAGCGGAUCCCGAGCUGCACGAAGCUAUAGUUUACCAGCCUUUCUGCAGCAUUCCACUAGGAUUAAAAGACCCCUCUACGGGUGCACUGUUGUGUCCCACGUACGACGGAUUUCCCCUAUUAGAUAAAAUAACGAAUGGAACUGAUAACGAGGACGUUUUGAAUCCACUAGAUCAACCGAAUAAUCUGCGCAAAAGACGCGAAGUUGAGUUCUCAACGCCAGAUUUGAGAUAUAGGAAAUUUUCGCUGGUUUAUUCGCCCUCCACGCCGCUUUUCGACGAAGUGAUGAGCUACUUCCGCAUCGGUUUCAAGAACCUCGUGCCUCUCGGGAACUCCCACGAGUUGGAGAAUUACUUCCUAACGAAUGCGACCAACUACACCUUCGCCGGCAUACAAUUCCACGAUUCCUACGUAAACGCCACGCAUCUGAACGACAUCAAGCAUUUGCGGGUUUCCAUAAGAUUUCCUGGCGAAACGAGGCUCAAAUUGGACCCGUUUAACAUAAACAACUGGAGGACGAAUCUCAUUUUUCCCGUAUUCCAAAUGCCCGGGCCUCGAUUGUACCAAUUUACCACCGGAGCAGCGCCUAGUUACUACAAAGAGGGCUUCUUGGGGCUCCAGUAUUUUCUCACGCUUAGUUUGCUGUUGGCGAAGAACAACAUAACUUACAGCAAAGACGACUACAUGGACGUGGUAAAUUGGUUAAUGGAGAACCAGUUUCCUUUGGUAAACAUGCGCCGGUUCGCGCAUCCCGAAUGGUACGAAGACAUCCUGCUGACCGCGUUGAAAUCCAUGCUGGGCAUAAUCAUAAUGCUGAGCUUCGUUUACACUUGCAUCAACACCGUUAAAUCCAUUACAACAGAAAAAGAAAAGCAGUUGAAAGAAGCUAUGAAAAUUAUGGGCCUGCCGAAUUGGCUGCACUGGCUGGCUUGGUUCGUGAAAUGCUUCCUCUUCCUUCUGAUAUCCUCCAUUCUCAUGGUAGUCCUGCUGAAAGUUAAGUGGUACACAAAUACCGAUUACACGGUCUUCACUCACGCCAGCCCGUACGUUCUGUUGAUGUUCCUGAUGUUCUACAAUUGCGCUACGAUAACGUUUUGCUUCGCUUUAAGCGUGUUUUUCAACAAAGCAAACACAGCAGCGACUGUAGCAGGAAUGGCUUGGUUCCUCUCCUACGCUCCGUAUCUCUUUAUGCAGGAAAUCUACGACACGUUAACGUUAUCUACGAAAUUAAUGGCUAGUUUAGGAUCUAACACAGCAAUGGCCUUCGGCUUCCAAGUUAUCCUCAUGUACGAAGGAACUGGAGAAGGCAUCCAAUGGAGCAACAUCUUCGAACCGAACACUCCAGACGAUACGCUAACUCUAGGCCUUAUUCUCAUAAUGCUAACUCUAGAUACUAUAUUGUACCUUCUGAUCGCUUUGUACGUAGAGGCCGUGUUUCCUGGAGAGUACGGCGUACCGCAACCUUGGUACUUUCCGUUUACUUCGACGUUCUGGUGCGGCCAAUCGAGACCUAUAUCAGUGCAGGACAAUCCGGAAGCUGCCGUGCACUCCGAGUUCUUCGAAAAGGAGCCCGAACACGGCACGCCCGGCAUCCAAAUUAGGAACCUGAGGAAAACGUUCCAGUCGAAAAUCGCCGUGAGGAAUCUCACGUUGAACAUGUUCGAGGACCAAAUAACGGUGCUAUUGGGCCACAACGGAGCCGGCAAAACCACCACGAUGUCCAUGUUGACCGGGAUGAUAACCCCCACGUCGGGCUACGCCAAAAUCAGCGGAUACGACAUCAGGACGAACAUGUCGGGUGUCAGGAAGAGCCUGGGGUUGUGUCCUCAACACAAUAUAAUCUUCGACGAGCUCACCGUCGCCGAGCACAUAUACUUCUUCAGCAAGCUCAAGGGCCUCUCGGCGCGGGAAAUCGCGAAGGAAAUCGACAAGUACGUGGAGUUGCUGGAGCUGGAGCCGAAGAGGCACUGCAAAUCGAGCCGCUUGUCCGGCGGCAUGAAGAGGAAACUCUGCGUGGGCAUCGCCCUCUGCGGCAACUCCAAGGUCGUCAUGCUGGACGAACCCACGGCCGGCAUGGAUCCCGCGGCGAGGCGAGCGCUGUGGAACCUCCUGCAGAACCAAAAAGACGGCAGGACUAUGCUCUUAACCACGCACUUCAUGGACGAGGCGGAUUUGUUGGGCGACAGGAUCGCCAUCAUGGCGGGCGGGGAGCUCCAAUGUUGCGGGUCGAGUUUCUUUUUGAAGAAGAAGUACGGCGCUGGGUAUAGCUUGAUCAUGGACAAGGCGCACGAUUGCGAUCCGGCUCGAGUCACCCAGCUGAUCAGGCAGUUUAUACCAGAUAUCGAAAUUUACAGCAACGUAGGUUCCGAACUAACUUAUCUACUGGUAGACCAGCAAGUGAGCGUAUUCGAACCGAUGCUGAGCCAGCUCGAAUCCGACUCCGAGCGUUUGGGAAUCAGAAGUUACGGAAUAUCUUUGACUACACUAGAAGAAGUGUUUAUGAAGGUUGGUGCUGAUCAUGGUCAGGAAGAGUUAUACAACGCAGCAGAUACUACUGUACUAGCAAAUGGUACUACUCAUAACGGUAAUAUUUCUGCUAUUGGUAACACAACAGGUAGCGUUUCGAUGAGUCCAACGUACUCGGACGGGCCAACGCUGUUGGGUAACCAAAUACUAGCCAUGUUGAUGAAAAAAACCGUAUCAACGUUCCGAUCUUGGAUACUUCUUCUCAUACAAAUCGCCAUGCCCACUCUGUUUCUCAUUAUCGCUUUCGUCGUGAACAGAAGCCACAAGUACACGGGAAACUUACCGGCCAUGCCGCUGACAUUGAACAAAUUCGAAAACCCCAUAACUCUGAUGGAGAAAACCGACUCCAAUUUAGCUCCUUACUACAUCAAAGUCCUACACGACUACGGACAUCCCGUUAAAACCGUUACUAACAUGACGAAAACGAUGCUAGAAGUGACAGCAGAACAUCCGAUUGCGGUGCGCAGAAGGUACCUGGUGGGAGCCUCCUUCGAAACUGCGAACAUUUCCAUUCUACCGUACCCUCUUCCGAACGUCACAGCCUGGUUCAACAACGAUCCCUACCACACCCCCGGCAUAUCCUUGGCAUUCGUAUUGAACGGGGUCUACCGGAAAAUCGGCGAUUGCGCCGAUUGCACCAUCGACUUCACCAACGAGCCGCUGCCCUACAGUCCGGACACGCAAGUCAACCAGCUGCUGAACGGGCAAAACACCGGCUUCCAAUUGGCCUUCAACAUCGGCUUCAGCAUGUCCUUCGUCGCCUCGUUUUACGUGCUGUUCGUCAUCAGGGAGAAUUACUGCAACUCGAAGCACCUGCAGUUCGUCUCCGGCGUUAAGGUGUACGUGUUUUGGAUGACAUCGGCCUUCUGCGAUAUGGUCACCUAUUUGCUGACGAUCUGCGUGCUGAUGAUCACCAUGGUGUUGUUCCAAGAGGACGGAUUCAAGACGGUUGGAGAUAUCGGAAGGAUGUUCUUUAUACUCUUCUACUUCGGUUGGGCUUUCCUUCCGUUGUUCUACUUAGCUUCCUAUUCGUUUCAAGUACCAUCAACAGGUUAUACCAGAAUGACGUUAAUAAGCAUUUUUGGAGGUUGCGCUGCUUUCCUAGUAGUGCAAGUGCUGAUGAGUCCAGGUUUGGACUUGGAAUACGUGGGGAACGCCUUGCAUUGGAUAUUCCUGAUAUUCCCCCAUUAUUCUCUGGCCAGCGGUAUUAACGAGAGCUACAAAGUUUACUCGUUUAACUUGAUUUGCAACACGAUUUUGAGAACGUGCGCUGAACAACACAUCCCCAAAGACACUUGCUUGAUGUCGUUGAACGAAAGAAUACGAGAAAUAUGCAACGAUGCCGAUUUGCGUUACUACAAAUGGGAAGCUCCUGGCAUCGGCAGGAAUUUGCUGUAUUCGUUCCUGACGGGUUGCUUCUUGUUCGUAUUGCUGCUGCUCAUCGAGUACAAAGUAUUUUCGAAUAUCGGGUAUCUCUAUUCGCGGGCGCUCUUCAGAAAGAAGCCCAAGAUCUUGCCUAACGAGGACUCCGACGUGGCGGAGGAACGGGAAAAAUUACACGUCGCUACGGAAGCCGAUAUUCAGAAUAAUUACACGCUGGCCAUCAGGGAUUUGACUAAAUAUUACAAGAACUUUUUGGCUGUGAACGGUCUGUGCCUUGGCGUUAGAAAAUACGAAUGCUUCGGUCUGUUGGGAGUUAACGGCGCCGGUAAAACCACCACCUUCAAAAUGAUGACCGGCGACGAGAACAUUUCCUACGGCGAUGGUUGGGUGAACGGGAAGAGCAUAAAAAACCAAUUGAAGCAAGUGCAAAAAGUAAUCGGUUAUUGUCCCCAAUUCGACGCCCUUCUGGACGACAUGACCGCCGAAGAGUCCAUUGUGAUGUUCGCUCUGCUGCGAGGCAUCAGCUUCAGCGACACCACCAAAAUCGCCGAGUAUCUAUCCAGGGAAUUCGACUUUCACAGGCACUUAAAAAAGAAAGUUAAAGAAUUAAGCGGCGGAAAUAAGAGGAAACUAAGCACAGCUAUAUCUCUCAUCGGAGAUCCACCUCUGCUCUAUCUAGAUGAACCCACUACUGGAAUGGAUCCAGCCACGAAGCGCUACCUCUGGAACGCCUUGUGCAAAAUCCGCGACAGAGGUAAAUGCAUCAUCCUCACCUCGCACAGCAUGGAGGAAUGCGAGGCGCUCUGCACGAGGCUGGCCAUAAUGGUGGCGGGGAAUUUCAAGUGUCUAGGCUCCACGCAGCACUUGAAGAGCAAAUUCGCCGAGGGCUACACUCUCACCAUCAAGCUGAAGAAGGACUCGGAGAACGCCAACGCGGGCGAGUUCGACACCGAGUCCAUAGAGGCCUUCAUCAGGGAGAAGUUCCCCGGCGCGCAGCUGAGGGAGAAGCACCAGGAGUUGCUGAGCUAUUACGUUACGGACAAGUCGGUGCCUUGGUCGAAGAUGUUCGGGGUUUUGGAGGAGGCGAAACGCGGCGAUUUGAACAUCGAGGAUUAUUCGUUGGGACAAAGUACUUUAGAACAGGUAUUUUUAACAUUUACGAAGCAUGCUACGUAAUUUGCGGCCUUUUUUUUCUGUGUUAUUUUACCGAUUGUGAUAUAUUUUUUUGUUUUAACAUUUUUAAUAUAAGACGAUAA